Molecule: messenger RNA, 2141 nt
Organism: Beta vulgaris subsp. vulgaris (sugar beet)
Lineage: Eukaryota; Viridiplantae; Streptophyta; Magnoliopsida; Caryophyllales; Amaranthaceae
Product: cell division protein FtsZ homolog 2-1, chloroplastic
Exons: 8
Coding region: 410-1861 (483 amino acids)
Biological process (GO): chloroplast fission
Cellular component (GO): chloroplast; cytoplasm
Molecular function (GO): GTPase activity; GTP binding
Source: RefSeq, a predicted model, not a curated record
AUGGUUAUGAAUGUAUGAUUCAGUGCUACUCUUUUCUCUUUUGUAAUCCUGUUUUGUGUCCCACAUGGGUUGCAUUACAUUCUUUAGCUUUCAACCAUUUUUUUUCUGGGCAGAUUUAAAGAUGCUUGCUUGAUUAGCUGAUAUUUUUCUCUCUUUUCCUUUUCUUUUCUUUGGUUAAUGCCAAAAUCCCAAAACACAAAAAAGAACAAAAGGUCGAAGUGAGAGAGAGAAAGGCUAAAACUUGCACCCAAAAAUAGCCUCAUUUUCAAUACCCACCUUCCAAAUGCUCCGGAAAUCUCUGCUUACUGCCUUCUUUACUGUGCAAUUGUCUAAGCAGGUGCUGAAUUAGGGACAGAAAAUUGCUGUACAAUAGCAAUUGUUUUGUAGUAGCAUAUAUUAGCUAUUUCAUAUGGCAGCUUGUGGGUCAAAAUCCCUUACUUGUUCUGAUGCUGGAACGGCGAGGGGGGUAUUGACCGUUCUCGGAAGAAGACUCCCUACAGAGAGUCAUUCGGGAAAAGUGACCUCUGUGAAGUUUUUUGAUGAAAGGAAUGGCCACAAAAUGGCGGUAUCAUGUUCAGCUAAGUUCAAGUGCUCGUCGAAUUCACACAGUGUAAGUAGAUCGAAUAACAAUGACCCGUUUCUUAAUCUCCACCCUGAGAUUUCUUUGCUUAGAGGGGGUGAUGCGAACAACAUGAUGAACAGCCCAAGAAAUGAUGGUCCAAGUGGUAGUAUCACUGAUACUUUGAGAGAGUCAUCCAGGACUAAUAAUUACAAUGAAGCUACGAUCAAGGUUAUUGGUGUAGGGGGUGGUGGUUCAAAUGCAGUUAAUCGGAUGAUUGAGAGUGCCAUGAAAGGUGUGGAGUUUUGGAUUGUCAAUACUGAUAUUCAAGCCAUGAGAAUGUCUCCUGUUUUCUCGGAGAACCGCUUGCAAAUUGGUCAAGAGCUCACUCGAGGUCUAGGGGCUGGUGGAAACCCAGAAAUAGGAAUGAACGCAGCUAAAGAAAGUAAAGAAGCAAUAGAAGAGGCCCUUCAUGGCUCGGACAUGGUCUUUGUGACGGCUGGAAUGGGUGGUGGUACCGGAACUGGUGCAGCUCCAAUAAUUGCAGGGAUUGCAAAGUCAAUGGGUAUCUUGACUGUUGGCAUAGUGACAACCCCAUUCUCUUUUGAGGGAAGGAGGAGGACAGUCCAAGCCCAAGAAGGAACUGCAGCUCUGAGAGAAAAUGUUGACACUCUAAUCGUCAUUCCAAAUGACAAAUUAUUGACUGCAGUUUCCCCAAAUACACCUGUUACAGAAGCAUUUAACUUAGCUGAUGAUAUUCUACGGCAGGGUGUUCGUGGUAUCUCAGAUAUAAUCACGAUUCCUGGUCUUGUAAACGUGGACUUUGCAGAUGUGCGGGCUAUUAUGGCAGAUGCUGGCUCUUCGCUGAUGGGGAUCGGAACUGCUACUGGUAAGACCCGAGCAAGAGAUGCUGCCCUGAAUGCCAUCCAGUCACCAUUGCUUGAUAUUGGUAUUGAAAGAGCCACUGGAAUUGUGUGGAAUAUAACCGGUGGAAGUGAUUUAACUUUAUUUGAGGUGAAUGCUGCAGCAGAAGUUAUAUAUGAUCUUGUAGAUCCGACAGCCAAUUUGAUAUUUGGGGCGGUGAUAGAUCCAUCACUAAGUGGUCAGGUAAGUAUAACUUUAAUAGCAACUGGGUUCAAACGUCAGGAAGAUGGUGAAAGCAGGCCCCUCCAGGCAAGUCAGCCAUCGCAGGGAGAUAUUGGCCUUGGAAUGAACCGACGGCCAUCUUUCAGUGAAUCUAGUUCUGUGGAGAUCCCUGAGUUUCUGAGGAAAAAAGGACGUUCACGCUAUCCAAGAGCAUGAUUCAUUUGUUUCCAGCAUGAUUCAUCUGUAUUGUCUGAGAAGCUUCACUAUUUAACUUGGACAUAUAGUUACUCUUCUCUUUGUAGGUAGAAGUUAUGUCUUCUGGUUUGCUGCCUUUUAGCUCGUACAUAACAUUCAUUUCCUUGCUUGAAAUAUAGGGUUUUGGAAUAAGAGUAGCUUAAGUUGUUCUGUAUACCUUGAAAUUUUAACUACGUUGUGCUUGCUGUGAUAUAUACUACUGUAAGAAUUUUUUUAGAAUAUAUAUUAUUCAUAAUUGUUU